Aspergillus wentii DTO 134E9 is the source of this 1652-nucleotide messenger RNA. RefSeq lists its product as uncharacterized. The transcript has a single exon. Bases 1 to 1428 code for a protein of 475 amino acids. The record is from RefSeq and is a predicted model, not a curated record. Lineage: Eukaryota; Fungi; Ascomycota; Eurotiomycetes; Eurotiales; Aspergillaceae.
AUGCAUCCCUCUUUCGAACCAUUUAUUCUCUCCCCCCUCGACCAUGUCAUCUCCAAAAUCGUCCUCAAAUCCUAUCUUUCCUUCCACUGCAAUGAUCCCUCCCAGGCAGCUGCUGUUCUCCAAGCAGGCAUAGCUGACCUCGUCUCGCAUCUUCCCUUCGUCGCAGGAUGCAUGUCCAGCACAACGCUGCCGAACGGGAAACAGAAUGCCACCCUCGUCUCCCCUCCCACCGCUGCUUUUCUCGAACACGUCCCGAUGGUGGUGGUGAAGCAUCACAAUCAAUGCUUGACUCCAGACAACGCGACGCCGGACUGUCCCCUGGUGGAUUAUGAAGCCAUGAAUGGUGAUACAACAUUCUUCCGUGCGGUAGACCCUCCUGCUGUGAAUAUCAUGGUCCGAUGGCAGAUUAAUGUUCUGAAAGAUGGAAUCAUCCUGGGCAGUUCUUUUCAUCACCAGUUUGUCGAUGGCAAAGCACUCGUCCAGUUGCACGAGACAUUGGGGGCUUUUUGUCGUCGUGCUUCUGGAGAGAAGAAUGUAAUCAUCAGUACUGGUGUUCGUAUUCAAGAAGCAGCCAGAAGGCAGAUUGAGCAGAAUACAACCUCAUCGAAUGUCGAUCUCGACGGUGCUUACGCCUCCAGACCCAUGAUGCCUCUGCCACGAGAGCUGCUAGCAAACGCCGUCAGCGAGAAGCUGUAUUUCUCAUCGUCCAAGGUCAAAGAACUCAAGAACCGCUUCAAUUCUCUGCUCUCGCGGGAUCCGACCAAGGCAAAACUGUCGAGCAACGACGUCGUCACGGCUCUGAUCUGGCUAUGCGCUUGUCGAGCGCGUCUUCAAGCUCUUCCCGCCGAGCAGCGUCAACAAGCAGCAUCCAAUGGAUCAGUGAUCAUGACUGUCGCGGAUGUCCGGUCCAUGAUGAGUCCCCCUCUGCCGGAUACUUACAUCGCCAACGCCAUCGCCAUGACGACCUGUUCUCACAGCCUCAACCUUGCCCAAAAGGGAAACCUCGACGCCCACCAGCAAGACCUCUCGGAUCUCUUCCAAAUCGCCCUCCAAGUACAAAAGGGCCUCCGGAAAAUCACUCCUGACUAUGUUCGCGGUCUGAUCACCCAGCAGCUCAACUCAGAUAACUGGGGCUCGUUUCGGUUUCGAUAUGCCGAGUUGAUGGUGAGCAAUAUGCGUUACAUGCCUUUUGUCGGAAUCGAUUUUGGGUCUGUCCUGGGUAAGUCCAAGGUCUACGAUAUGCCCAAGAAUCCGUUCGAUGGCAUCUGCUGGGUGUUGCCGGCUCCAUGCGAUGCCAGGGGGUUGUCGAUGACUGAGGAGCCGUGGAGGAUCAGAUUGACACUGCAGAGAGAGGCGAUGAAGGAGUUGCUGCAGGACAGACUAUACCAGUGGAUAUCAACGGAGAAGCCGAUUCAGGCGAAGCUAUAAUUACCUAUUUUAUCAUUCUCUGUUUGUUCAGUCCGUUCGGGGUAUGACCAGCGAUGAUGUAUAUAGGAGCCUUCCAAUCCCAAAAGGGAAGCGCGAUGUAUUACAGGCAACUGUAACUGUGCCUCUGUUUAUACAAUGAUGACCUCGUCUCUGCCUGCUUUUACGGCAGGUAUAAAUGCCCUCCCAUUUGGCAGCUGCUUUCUGUUUCUUUUCCCCCCCUCCAU